UUUCAGCACCAUGACCAAGCGCAAGGCAACCAGUUCGAGCCCGAGUCUCCUCGAGCCGUUCGAGGUCUUGGUCACCGAUGGCGCCGACAAGCCAUCGCUGGGCAUCGUCCGGGACAUGGUCCUCGACCUCUUCCUCGACAGCAACAUUGACGCGAUGCAGUACCUCGUCAUGCUCGUGCUCACGGACGCUUCGCCCAGCACGGUCGCCGCAGCGCCUGUCGAUGGCCUUCAGUUUAGCGUGCGCCUCGCCGACGGCGACGCGAUCCCCAAGGUCGACGCGACGCUGCUGUACACACCGACGACCAAGGUUGACCAGGAAGCUGCGAAGAAGAUGCAGAAAAAGCUUGUCAAGAAGAAGAUCAAGAAGCUCAAGAAGGCCCAGGAAGAGAUGGGCCCAUCGUUCUACGUGGCGUCGGACAGCGAAAUCGCCGAGUACUUUCGGGCACUGCCGUUCGAGACCAAGGUUGCGGACGACGGUACCGCGUUUGUCGCGACCGCGCCGUCGAGCGCACCCUCCUCCCAUCGAAUGCUCGCGCUCGACUGCGAAAUGUGCAAGACGACGCGGGGCGUCGAGCUCACGCGCAUCUCGAUCGUCGACGAAGACUACAAGGUGCUCUUGGACGAAUUUGUCUUACCCGAGUGUCGGAUUGUCGACUAUUGCACCCAGUUUUCGGGCAUUACAAAAGAGACAUUGGAAGGCUGCACCAACACACUAACCGAUAUUCAAGCCAAAGUCCUCGACCUCGUCACGUCAGACACGAUCCUCGUCGGCCACUCGAUCGAGAACGACCUCUUGGCGCUGCGCUUGCUGCACCGCCGCGUUCUGGAUACGUCGCUCUUGUACCCGCACCCCAAGGGCCCGCCGUUCCGGUCGGCACUGCGCUUCUUGACGGCCACGUACCUCAAGCUCCAGAUCCAAAACGAUGCGUCGGGGCACUGCAGUAUUGAAGACGCGACGUGCACAAUGAAGCUCGCCCAGCUCAAAAUCGCCAAAGGACCGAGCUUUCCAGGCACGCAGGCCAAGCAACACGCGUCGCGUAAGCUCGUGAACGAGCUCGCGAAACUCAAAAAGUCGGCAUUGAUUGUCGACUCGGCGAGCGCGUGCCGGUCCCUGGCCGGGAGCACGGCCGGCGCGAUUCCGUGCCCGACGCUCGACAAGGUGGUUCAUAUUGUCAAGCAACAGCUCACGACAGGAUGCCCGCCCCACUUUACAUGGGCCCGCGCCGCACUGCCGACAGAGUUCGAUGCUGCCGCUGCCGUCGCGUCGAUCCACGCGGCCCUGCCGCCGGCGUCGAUGCUGCUCGUGCUCACAACACCUCCAACGAGCGAGCUCAAAGAGCUCCACGCCAUUCGCACGUCCCGCGGCGACCCGCGUUCGUCACUCCUCUGGGACAAGACGAUGCAGACGAAGCUCGAUGUCGUCGCGACAGCAGCCCAGCACGGCGUUGUGCAGCUGUUUGCGACGCCACCGAACAGUGCCGAGUAGAUCGUAGAUGGUAGUAACAAUCGUAGUACUGCAGAGAGUGAGUAGCAUUGGCCA
Saprolegnia parasitica CBS 223.65 is the source of this 1540-nucleotide messenger RNA. RefSeq lists its product as hypothetical. Lineage: Eukaryota; Oomycota; Saprolegniomycetes; Saprolegniales; Saprolegniaceae. The record is from RefSeq and is a predicted model, not a curated record. The coding region runs from base 11 to 1486 and encodes 491 amino acids. Gene Ontology annotation, cellular component: nucleus. The transcript is spliced from 5 exons. Gene Ontology annotation, molecular function: exonuclease activity; nucleic acid binding.